AUGGCUGAUCUCUCGAUUAUUCACAUCAUGCAGGAAAAUGUACCAGAAACCGAUCGGAACACCGUUUUUGGUGUACAUAAUGCGCUAUGCCAAACAUUCUCAGUACUCAAGGACGUACUGGUAAUUAUUCUACCUGAUCCAUCCACAUUUGGCAUAUGCAUCCUGAUAUCCUAUGGAUUCGUCACGUCAGGAUACUUUUCGUUUGUUUACUACCUGUUGAAGCAUCCACCAACCGUGGAGCACCGAAAGCAGACUGAAGCUAAUGAAGGAAGCGAAGAAACACGAUUAUGA
Cooperia oncophora is the source of this 291-nucleotide messenger RNA. Lineage: Eukaryota; Metazoa; Nematoda; Chromadorea; Rhabditida; Trichostrongylidae. The record is from the annotation of a GenBank genome assembly.